AUGGCCGAUCCCCCGCGACGCCCCCUCUCCGAGCGUGACCUCAACCUCAACUUCAAAGCCACGUUCAGCGACGAGGUCCUCCCCUUUACGAUAUCUGUGUCGGAGGAUUUCCUCGGCCUCACGAGACUCAAGGCCUCCCUGACGCGCUUCGUCGACGACCAAGACCAACCGGACCACGAAGACGGGCCGCCGCGACGCUCCGCCGAGGCCAUCGCCAAGUACUGGAGCGAAUCGUACGACUGGCGACGGGUCGAAGCGAGUCUCAACGGCCGCCUCAAGCAAUUCACGACGAUCGUCCACACGGCCCAGACGGCGCUGCACCCGUACCCGGAGCCGGUGCCUCUGCACUUCGUCCACCACCGGUCCCCGCGCGCGGACGCGAUCCCGCUGCUCUUCGUGCACGGGUGGCCCGGGUCGUUCGUCGAGGUCCUGGACGUGGUCGAGCGGCUCACGAACCCUCCCAGCGCCUCCCACUGCGCGUUCCACGUCGUCGCGCCCUCGAUCCCCGGCUACGGCUUCAGCCCCGCGCCGCGCGCCCCGGGGUUCGGGUACCGGCAGGCCGGGGCGACGUUCCACGCCCUGAUGACCGCGAGGCUCGGCUACGGGCGCUACGUCUUCCAGGGCGGCGACGCCGGCGACUUCAUCAACCGCUACGCGGCCGUCGACUUCCCGCGCAGCGUCGUGUCGGGCCUGUCGAACUUCUGGGUCGUGCCCCCGUCGCCCGCCGACGUCGAGCGCCACGCCCGCCGCGAGACCUCGGACGACGAGGCGUACCUGAUCGAGCUGUACCGGCGCUUCACGAGCCAGGCGUGGGCGUACGGCCACCUCCACCAGACCCGUCCGCUGCGUCUCGCCGUCGGCCUCACAGACAGUCCUGUCGGCCUGGCCAUGUGGAUCUACGACGCCGUCCGAACGGGCGUCGACCGGCCGGACGACAUCUGGACGCCAGAGCGCCUGAUCACCUGGACAAUGAUGCACUGGGUCAACGGACCGUACGGGGCGUUUGGCCUGUACAAGAAUGGUGCAAAGGACGGAGCGAUCUCUCCAAUAGGGAUAAACAUGCUCCCGUACGUCCAUCAACCUGUCGCCAUCUCCGAGUUCCCGUAUGACCUGUGGUACCGGACACCUCUGGAAUGGGCUCGGCGGUGUGGAAACGUCAAGUACCGCACCGUCCACGACCGAGGGGGCCACUUCGCGUCGCUGGACGCGCCGGAUCUGCUUCUCGAAGACAUAUGGCGGUUUUUUGGAGACAGGGAAGUCUCCGGGACCAAAGUCUUCUUUGAGAAUGACACAAAUUGA
This is a messenger RNA of Exophiala spinifera, 1299 nucleotides long. RefSeq lists its product as uncharacterized. Gene Ontology annotation, molecular function: epoxide hydrolase activity. Gene Ontology annotation, biological process: epoxide metabolic process. The record is from RefSeq and is a predicted model, not a curated record. The transcript is spliced from 2 exons. NCBI's taxonomy places the organism in Eukaryota, Fungi, Ascomycota, Eurotiomycetes, Chaetothyriales, Herpotrichiellaceae. The coding region runs from base 1 to 1299 and encodes 432 amino acids.